Molecule: messenger RNA, 3753 nt
Organism: Tetrahymena thermophila SB210
Lineage: Eukaryota; Ciliophora; Oligohymenophorea; Hymenostomatida; Tetrahymenidae
Exons: 9
Source: RefSeq, a predicted model, not a curated record
AUGCCUCCUAAAAAAUCUGGAUAAAGCAGGGGAAACCAGCGUUAGGCAAACUAAUAAAAAUCAAAGCCAAUUUCAGAGUAUACUGAUUAUAAUUUAUAUGAGUAAUUAUCAAGAGAAAAUUGUUCGAUUGAAGAGAUUUUAGAUCAAAUAAAAGAUGUAGAUGAUUAAGAAACAAAAGAGAAUAUCCUAUAAAACUUUGUUCAGUUGAUUUUUAAACUAGUAGGACUCAAUAGUUUUGUGAUAAAAUUAGAAGACAAAUAAUUUUCUUCUAUUGAUUAGGAUUUUUUCAAAUCAGAAAUAGAAUCUAAUUUAAAAAAUGUUAAGGAUUUUAAUUGGGUUUUUACUACAAGAAAAGAAGAGCACUAGUUCCUCAAAGACAAUCUCUUUAUUUUCUUUGACUCAAUUUUAUAGCAAAGUCAAUAUUACAAAUCAGAAAAAAAGGAUGAUUCUUUUAUGGUAAAUCUCUCUAAUUUCCUAAUUAUGUUAUCAAAAUCCCAUAUUUAGAAUGUAAGAUAGAAUGUAUUGAGAUUAGUAAGGAUUAUAGUUGAGUAGGGCUUGAUUAGAAUAGAGAAAUUGAGGGCUGCUUAAUAGAGAAAAUUAUAGAAAGAAGAGCAAUAUUUAAAAAACAUUCUUGAAAACAUUAUGAAUAUAUUGAUUAAAGGUAUUUUCCAUAGUAGAAUUUUAGAUAAGAGUCAGUCAAUAUAGCAAGAUUGUAUUGAAUCUUUUGAGAUUUUCUUUAAUAUUUCUCCUUAAAUGACUUUGAAUUCUUAGAAUCUCAUUUAAUUGUGUUAUUUAUUUGAUUCUGAUAUUGAUCUCGCUAAUGCACUCUUAAAAGUACUUAUCAAUAUAAAAUGGAAAGAAACAGAGUCAUCUUUGGAGGCUCUUAAAGAGUUAGUUCAAUAUGAUAAAUUCAGGAAGAGAUUAAUUUAUUUUUCUAACAUUUCAACAUUUGUCACAAGUUACAGAGCUAUUCAAUUAGUUAACCUGAUAGAUGAAAUUCUACCUGGAUCACUCAACAACAAAGACUUAAAAAGAGCAAUGGCAACUAUCUUCCAUAAAUAUGAAGAAGUCAGAGCAGAGGGAUUUAAGAUUCUUUAAAAAUUUUUAGAAGUUAAUGAGGGUGAAAGAUAAAUUAGCGUCAUAAAUCUCGAAGGAGGCGAAGACGAUGGUGUUAGCGAUAUUUUCUAGUUCAAAUAAUAAACCAAUUCUUUAGCCUGUUAAACUUUUAUAAAGAAAUUUUAUACACUUUUGGAUGAAGUGGAUUCCAAAAUUUAUGAAAAAGAAGAUUUGAUCUAAAAUAUGAUAAAUUCUCUUGGUUUUGAAUUUGGUGCUAUUUACGAUUUCCAAAAUAUUUUCCAAUUGCUAAAUUAGUUACCAUCAUCGAAUUUAAAAGAUAAAAUUUUUGAUUUGUUUAAAUUGAUUGUUAUAAUUUUGAAAAAAACGAUGAAAUUCUUAUAGCUAAUAUCGUAAGGCGAGAAUCCAUCGAGCAUUUACAACCAAAAGCAAUCAGAAAAGUUGCUUAUCAUUAGAAAUGAAUUCUUUAAAGCCUUGGUGGCUAAUUUUGAUAACUUUUAUGAGAAUAUGAAUAAACACCCUAUCUUAAAAGAGUAUUCUUACCAAUUAUUGCUAUCAAUUCCAGCUAUAGACCUCCAACAGAAUUUAAAAGAAACCUAGUUCAAAACAAUAUCAAAGAAAAUAGCUGAAGACAUACUAAAUACAAUACUAAACUAAGAUUCUUUCAUUGAAGAUAAAUCUUAAUCUAUGGGACUUGUUUUUGGAUGCGUUAGCACCCUUUAAUACUUCCUCUUACACACCCCAAGGGCCUACAUCGAUCCUUUUAAAUAAUGCAAGGAGAAAUUGAUUAAACAUGCGAUUUUAGAUUGUACUGACAAUUUACAUGAAAUAGUAGUUCAAGAAAAGGAGACGUCUUUAGAUUUGUCUUAGCUGUAAGAAGAAUAUACUUAUUUGUUUAUUAAAUUGUUUAGCUGCACCAAUCUCUUAAAUUAAUUGGAUGAAAUAUAUUGUGAAAGUUUUAUAUAAAAGUGCUUAGAAAUCACUGAUACAGCUACUUCAUAUACUUCAACUGACAACACUUGCAUUUAUACUUUUACUAGUUUAGGGUUACAAUUAGACUUUUACUUGAACGUAUUGAGAGUUGGAUUGUCUGAAUCUUGCUAAAAAACUUCAAGACUUGAAGAGUAUCUUAAGUAUAGGUAAAAAGUUAUCAAAUAGCUCUGGCUCUUCCUUAGAGAAGAGAAGAAGAAGGCAAUUUAAUUUAACUUAGAAACCUCUGAAUACAAGAAAAUACUUUUUAAAUCUUACUAUUCUGUCGUUGAAGGACUUGCUUUUGUUUGUAAUUAAAAGCUUAAGCACUUGCCUAUUUACAUAAAGCUCCAUUCCGACGAUCCCUUAUUUACUUCUUUGAUUGAUUAUAUUAGUUACUACAUUCCUUAGGGUCAGAUAGGAGAUGAAAAGAAAUUAGAAUCAAAUGAAAAUAGCAAUGAUCACUCAAAUAAUAAUGACAUAAAAAACAAAAUAAUGGAAGCUGAAAAAGAAGAUGAAAAUAAAUUGAAAUUAAAACCAUUUGAAGAAUCUUAUUUAUUUUAAUAACAAUAUCAAAAUCAAAAGUAAAUUUCUGAUAUUCAGAUUAUCUUACUUUAAUUCUGUAAGUUGACGCUAAGCAAUCCUAAAUUUAUUCAUUCUCAGUUUGGUGUUUAUAUUUUUAAGAAUUUCUUUGAUUGUCAAAACAAAGAAAUAGUUGAUCUUCUCAGAAAGAAUCUAGCUUGCUGUCGUCUUUAAGGUGAUAAAUAGUCAGGAUUUCCUCCUUUUUGGAGAGCUUUUGAUGAAAUAGUGAACUAAUUAUUAGAUGAAGGCAAGGAUAUGAGUGUGAUUAAAAAGUUUGUAGUUUUUACUCAUAAAUCAUAUUUCUCAGAAACUAUAAAUGAAGGCAAUGUCCAAGUGAAACCUAAAGAACAUUUUAAGGAGCUCUGUGAAAGGUAAAUUUAUUUCCUGACAGCAAAGACAGCAGUCUUAAUCAACACUCCUAAUAAACUAAAUACACUUAAUGCUAUUGGAUAUUUGCUUUAAAUUAAGAUUAACUACCCAAAAUCGCUUGAUCCCAACCAUUUGAUGUAUAUCCAAUCGCUUUAAAAGAAGUAUCAAACAUUCUUUUUGAAAAAAACAUAAGACUAUGUGCAAGAAUUUAAAUAAAAUAAUCAACAUCUCUAAUCUCUAGAUGAAACAAUACUCUCUGAGAAAUCUAAAGAGAUUAUUUACAGAUAUGUUAAGAACCUAGAAUCAUGGUCUUAGGUUAAAUUUAAUGUAGAUCCUUAUGGAGAGGGAUAAGAAGCUCUCGAAAAGUAAAGAGAGCAAGCAGAGAGAAGUCUUAAAAAAGAAUAAAAGCAAGAAAAUGCUGAUGAGAAAUCUGAUUUAGUAAGUGAAAGUGAAGAUGAAGAAGUUUAAGAUUAAGAUUAAGAGGAAAGUGUAGAAGAAAAGAAUAAUACAACUGAUAAAAAAUAAUCACAUAAAUCGAAAUAAGUAAAUAAAAAAACAAGAAGCAGCAGUAGAAGUUCAUCUAAAAAUUAAAAAUCUUCAAAAAAAAUGGACGAAAAUAAAUAAAAACCCACUUCAUCAGUUAAAAAAACAAAGAAAGAGCAAAAAUCAUCAGUUAAAAUAAACAUAAAAUAAUAAUAAGAAGAAAGCAGUAAAGUUGAAACUGUUAAAAAAAAUCAUAGAAGAUAAAAGAAGAAUUGA